UGCCCAUCCAAGGAGAUGGAGCUCUUCAUGAUGAUGCCCACAGACACGGAGACUACAGAUGUCAGUAAGGUGGCCCAUGAGGCCCCACAACCCACCCACAUCAAUGUGCACAUCUACCAGGAGUCUGCUCUGGCCAAACUCCUGCUGGCUGGAUGCUCAAUGUUACGCCUGCCAGACUCUGCCUCUGGUACCACCCGGCUGCUGGUGGCCUCCUGGUAGGUGGUGCAGAUCGUGCUGGGGGUCCUGAGCGGGGUCCUAGGUGGACUCCUCUACAUCUACCAGUUCUCCCACAUUCGCACAACGGGCGCCCCCAUCUGGACCGGGGUUGUGGCUGUGCUGGCUGGAGUUGCUGCCUUCCUUUAUGAGAAACGUGGAGGGAUCUGCUGGGCCUUGCUGAGGACCCUUCUUGCACUGGCAGCCUUCUGCACGUCUGUGGCCGCCAUUGUAAUUGGGGCUUGUUAUUUCGAUUAUUACAACUACUACUUUAGAGAUGACUCUUGCAAGAUCUCCUCAAGUUUUGAGCCCACCAAGCUCCCCACCACCCCAAGUCCUGAAGAAGUGGACAGGAUACACCUGUGUAUGUCAUACAUGAGCAUGUUAAAGGCCCUGCUAAUAAGCCUCCACACGAUGCUCUUGGGUAUGUGGGUCUUGCUGCUCCUGGCAUCUCUGGCCCCUGUUUGUGUGUACUUAUGGAAAACAUUCUUCACUAAAGAGAGAACAGCUGAGAAGAAGCUGUUGGAAGCAAGUGGGGUCUAGCCCCACCUCUCCUGAGCACCUGUGCUGGUGCCCCUAAUCUUCAGGGUGUCCCAUCAUUGGCUGCCUGGAAUAAAAGCCAGAAGACAAAAGAAACCCUUCCAGAGCCGGUUCCCACCUCCCACAGCCACACCCACUGCCCUGCUCCAACCAGGAUCACAACAGCACGUGCUUGUCUCUUGUUCGCCCCCACUAUCCUUUAUCCCUUCUCACACAGCGACUUGAAAAUAAAUUCUCAGGUUAUUGCUACCAGA
Molecule: messenger RNA, 1007 nt
Organism: Nannospalax galili (Upper Galilee mountains blind mole rat)
Lineage: Eukaryota; Metazoa; Chordata; Mammalia; Rodentia; Spalacidae
Gene: Tmem176a
Product: transmembrane protein 176A
Cellular component (GO): membrane
Source: RefSeq, a predicted model, not a curated record